Helicoverpa zea (corn earworm) is the source of this 866-nucleotide messenger RNA. RefSeq lists its product as uncharacterized. The coding region runs from base 119 to 430 and encodes 103 amino acids. The record is from RefSeq and is a predicted model, not a curated record. Lineage: Eukaryota; Metazoa; Arthropoda; Insecta; Lepidoptera; Noctuidae. The transcript is spliced from 2 exons.
CAGUGUCCAGUUGUAUCGAGUCACAGUUCGAAUUGCGAACCGUGAGCGACAGUAACAAUCAUUGAGUGCGUUAACCCCACUUUAGUUGUUGUUGUGCUUCGAAAUAAGAACAGAGACAAUGGCUGCCUGCAAAAUCGCUCUAGCGCUCACAAUCUUAAUUGCCGUAGUGAAGGCACAAAGGCCAUUCUACGCCGGACUGAGCCCUAUCGGAUACCCGGCCGUGGAAGCGGAUCUAAUAUCGAACAGGUUCGGUGAAGAUGACUCCUACCCUAUUGACGCGAGAGGCGACGGCAAUCUCAUAAACAGACUCAACCAACUGCCCGUCGAUAAUCAACCUUUCUGGUACCUCAACUGGAGGCAGUAUGAAAACUUCAGGCGUAACCCACAAACCUACCCUCAGAGGCAGAACAGCUUCAUCGGUACCAAGUAGAAGAAAUUUAAUAUUCGGAUGUACGAAUCGAUUUAGAAUCUCGAACUCACAACUCGAUUCUAGACUGAUAAAUAAAUAUGCGAAUCGAAAUUGGAAUUUGUGGAACCGCGUCCGGCACUAACGUCUGCCUGAGAUUCUAAAUUCAAACAGUAUUAAUAUAUUUUUGAGUGUGAUCGUGUUGUGUGAUGGAUGAUUUAAAAAUGGAAUUUUAAAUUUCAAAAUUGGAAUUCGUUCCUUAGAAUUGAACUAUUUUUUAUUGGCUCUAUGAUGGAUGAUCUGUCAUCGGCUAGCAAAAAUUGUGAAGUGCCAGUGCAAAAAAUAUUCAGUUUGUUGUUAAUUAGGUUAAGAAAUUUUGUUAGUGUAAUACUUGCAACAAUUGCCAUUAUAUUGCAUUUAUUUUAAUUGGUAAAUUAAAAUAUAUAUUUUUAUUAGAUAA